GCAGCAGCAGCAGCAGCAUCAGGCGGCGGCCGGGCGCGCCGUCGAAGCCGCAGCAGCAGGAGCCCGAAAGCCCGGGAGCCCAGCUUCUGCUGUUCGGGGAGAGGGCUCCUCCAGAGGGUCCCCCCCCCGUUGUUCUAGUCGGAGGCUCGGGGUGUUUGUUCUCUUUUGGAGGGGAGCAAGGCUUGCCAUGAAGCCCCUCUGAGGAGGCGCCUGGCGCGUUUGCCUUGAAAGUGGCCCUCGGUGGGCGCUCUCUGCGCCCUCUUCCCGGGCUCCCCUUCGGGGGACUCCCAGGACUACUUUUGGAGACUUUGGAGAAGGAGAAGAAGCAGAAGAAGCAGAGGCCGAGGAGGAGGAGGAGGGGGCUGCGUUGCCAGAGCGAAGGGGCUCCGGGGCUGCCCUCAGGAUGGUGGGGCAAGCCCUGCUGAGGGCCAAGGGCCAGGCUGGCCAAGGGCAGCAGCAGCAGCAGCAGCAGCAGCAGCAGCAGGAGGAGGAGGAGGCCAGCUGCCCCGGCAGGACUCGGCCCUCCUGGGGGUGGCUGCUGGCUGCCUUGCUCUCCCUGGCCUCCGUCGCCUCCUGCCUCUUCCUGGGCAUCAAGACCAGUGACCUCCAGGCCAGGCUCUCGGCCAUCGAGGCGGCUUCUUUCUCUGCUGCCGCUUCUUCCUCCCAGACCUUGCCCAGCCCUGCUUUGGAGCAGCUCAGUUCUCUGAUCCAGGAGAAAGUGGAGCGACUUCUGGCUCAGAAGUCCUAUGAACAUAUGGCAAAAAUCAGAAUAGCAAGGGAUGCGACUCCAGAAUGCAACUGCCCACCAGGUCCUCCUGGUAAACGAGGUAAACGAGGAAGAAGAGGAGAGAUUGGACCCCCUGGUCAACCAGGGCGAAAUGGCUACCCGGGUCCAAUUGGUUUGGAUGGAAAGCUGGGUCAACCUGGUCCUCAAGGCCCACCUGGUCCAAAAGGCGAGAAGGGAGAUCAAGGUGAUCAGGGCCCACGGGGUCACCCAGGCUUUCCCACAGUUGCUGCCCUUCACAGUAAUCAGAUCCUCACUGUCAAGGGUGACCAAGGGCAAGCUGGACCGCCUGGGCCUCCAGGGCCUCCAGGACCAAGGGGCCCUCCUGGAGAUACGGGCAAAGAUGGCCCCCGAGGAAUGCCUGGCGUACCGGGUGAACCAGGAAAGCCAGGUGAACAAGGCUUGAUGGGGCCUCAGGGGCCUCCAGGACAAAAGGGCUCACUUGGUGCACCUGGUGUUCCAGGAAUGGAUGGAAAACAGGGGGAACCUGGUGCAGUGGGAGAAAGAGGACCUGCAGGGCUUAAGGGUGAUCCUGGGCAGCAAGGAGAAAAGGGUGAUAUUGGAGAUAGUGGAGCCAAAGGUGAUUCAGGAGAAAAGGGUGACCCUGGAUCUUCUGCUGCUGGAAUUAAGGGAGAACCUGGAGAAUCAGGGCGAUCAGGACAAAAGGGUGAACCUGGACUACCUGGGCUACCAGGAUUACCUGGAAUUAAGGGUGAACCAGGUUUCAUUGGUCCACAGGGAGAACCUGGAUUACCAGGAUUACCAGGGACAAAGGGUGAAAGGGGAGAUGCAGGGCCUCCCGGGAAAGGUGAACGAGGUGAGCCUGGAGCUGCAGGACCAAAGGGAAAGUCAGGCGAAUCUGGAGCUAGAGGCCCAAAGGGGUCAAAGGGUGAUCCUGGAGACAAAGGUGGUCUGGGGGCAACAGGACCACGGGGCCCACCUGGACAAAAAGGUGAUCAAGGUGCCACAGAAAUCAUUGACUACAAUGGCAAUAUCCAUGAAGCAUUACAGAGGAUUACCACCCUAACUGUCACGGGUCCUCCAGGCCCACCUGGACCCCAAGGGUUGCAAGGAAUAAAGGGUGAACCUGGAUCCCCAGGAUUAUCAGGUGCUGAUGGAGAGCAGGGACCCAAAGGGUCAAAGGGUGAUAUGGGUGACCCUGGAAUACCAGGAGAAAAAGGAGGGAUUGGACUUCCAGGAUUGCCAGGAUCCAGUGGCACAAAAGGAGACAAAGGAGAUGUUGGCUUGCCAGGUCCACAAGGUCCCUCUAUUAUAGGACCACCAGGACCUCCUGGACCACAUGGUUCCCCCGGGCCUAUGGGGCCUCAUGGACUGCCAGGCCCAAAGGGUGAACCAGGGUUAAAUGGUCUUAAAGGACUGAAGGGUGAACCAGGUCACAAGGGUGACAGAGGGCCCCUAGGUCUGCCAGGAGCAUCUGGCUUAGAUGGAAAGCCAGGACCCCGGGGUAUGGAUGGCCCAAUUGGUCCACAUGGGCUUGCAGGUCCAAAAGGAGACAGAGGUGAAAAAGGAGUUCCAGGAGAUCCUGGGCCCAGAGGACCAUAUGGCUUGCCUGGAAAAGAUGGCGAGCCUGGCCUUGAUGGUUUCCCUGGGCCUCGUGGAGAAAAGGGUGAUGUAGGAGAAAGGGGAGAAAAGGGUUUCCGUGGAAUUAAGGGGGAAAAAGGGGAGCCAGGCCAACCUGGCCUGGAUGGGCUGGAUGCCCCUUGCCAAUUGGGGCCAGAUGGGUUACCAAUGCCUGGCUGUUGGCAAAAGUGAUGAGUCUAACUUUGCAAGCAUGAAGUUGUGUAUAUAACGCUCCACCUCUUGUAUUUAUAGUUGAAAAUGGAAUUAUUGAUUUUACAAGUCUGAAAAUAUGUUUACACAUAGCUGCUUCUACUUGUUUGCAGUAGUCCAUGUGUGCAUCUAUGCUUCACAAACAUCUUCAAUCUGGCAAACAUAAACUGUGUGACAAACUUGAAAAAUCAAGUAUUAGUUUCUCUACAGAGUCCAUAUCUAUAGAGUGACCAUUCAUAGAUACUUGAGUUGCUUUCUGCAGUUUUUCAUUUUUGCUUUUUCGUUUCGUUUUGGCUUGUGAAUCUGCAUGGACAGCAAGUGCCAUAAAUUAGUUUACAUGAAAUUGUGACCAAAUAUGAGCUCAGUGCUAUGAAAUAUACUGUACAUAACUGCAGAUGGAAUAUAGUGAUUUUGUUUCCAUAUUCGCUUGAUAAAACUCUGUUACUGAAUCAUCCCUGCCCAGCCCCCAUUUGCGUGUGCUCACUAAAAUCAAAAGCAUGAUUUGUGUGCCAAAAUAGCUUGCUGUGUGAUCGUCUCAUAUGCUCAAUGGUUGCUGGCUGUGAGAUUGAAUUCAGACCUCUGAACUGUUCUUUUUAUCAUCUCAAGGGAGUUACACCAUGGCUUAUUGCAAAAAAAUGAUAAAACAAGGAGUUUGAGACAAUGGUCUUGAAUUUGGGAGGAAUUGCAGUUCCUUCUGUUGGUGGAUGGCUCUUGGUCUUCUGGGUUAUGAAACCACCUUUGUCAGAAAAGGUGAUACCUGUUCAUCAGCCUCCAUUUGCUUGCACUGCUCACAGUCACAAGAUAACCAUAUUGGAUGGAUUUCAACGCCAGGCCCAGCUGAUCAUUUGAGAAAGAAAGAAGCACGAAGAUCUAGCUUUGUGAGUAGGAUGACAAAGUUUCAGAGAGAUGUCAAAUGGAUCAUUUGAUGAUGGGUCUCAGUAUUAACUGGAGGACAAUGGUCUUCUUCAAGGAUUAGUGCAAUAUGUGUUUCACAUAUUGUAUUUUGAGAUUAUUCUGCGGGGGAAGAAUUCUUGACGCAAGAUACCAUAAAAUGCCUUCCUCAAAAAUGAUGGAACAAAGAUGACUUUAUGUGGCUUGCCAUUGGAUUUUAGAAGUUCCUGAUGAAGUGACACUACUUGUAGGAUACUGGAAAAUAUAUUUAAUUUUAUGUGUUUAAUACUUCAGUUUGCUAACCUCUGAUGCAUUCAUGCUUACAGUCACUCAAGUUCUGAAGAGCACCUUUGUGUUCACCUCCUUUCCAUAUUAUGUUUUUGGACAUCUGUUGAAUCUUUACUGUUAUAAAGCAAGGCGUUUAUUUUAUUUUUUUUACUUGUUCAUUUAUUAACAAGCCUUUUUUCCUUCUGCAGCAGACCUAUUUUGGGGUUCCAUAGUCCAGAGAAUGUGAAAUAGAAUUGAUACAGAAAAGGAUUGAAAUAGGAAAGAAUUGAUAUUGCAUGGCAGGCACAGUUCACUGCAAGGUUUUAGCUCGAAUAUAUCACUGUUUUCAUCUGCAUUUCUAACAAUAUUUACAAGGGAAUGGACCCAUUGAAUUCACUGAGUCUAACUACUGAGUCGAUACACUUAGGGUUAUAUGGCAUUUUACUUUAAAAAAAUGCUCAUUCCUUAAUUUUGAACACAUUUGCUCAAUCUUUUCAUGUUUAGCCUUUUAUUCAAAAUGGACAUUAAUCAUAAUUUAUGUUGCAUACUAUACUACUUGUUUCAAAUGUUGUUUUCAAUUAUUUUCAUAAUUUUUUUAAAAAGUCUGACCAAAAAAUUGAUACACAAGUAAAAAUGCUGACAGAAGGGUGUCUUCAUUAUGCAAUCAUAUUUCUGGAAAUAAGCAUCAGUUGUUUCCAUUGUCACCUGCGCAUCAUUUUGAGAGAAGUUAUAAUGAUGGCAUUACCAAAUAUUAGCUUACUAUUGCCUUAUAGCCAUGAAUCAACAUGAGAUUUAAAACCUUGCUUCUUUUUUACAAUUCAUAUUUAAUUUUUUGAGUGCAACGGCCAUUUAAAGGAAAUGCCACUUUUUCCUUCCUUUUUUUUUCUUUUGAGGAAAAAUAGCUCUGGGGAUUUUUUUCUUUCUUAUCAACAGGUUUAACAGCUAAGCUUUUCAUAUUAAAAUUUCUAACAAAUAUUUACCAAAGUUUCAGUGAUGUCCUCUGAGCAAAAGUGGGAGGAGGGGGAGGAUAAGAUGCUAAGGGAAAUGAGAGAAAGAGAUGCUUACAUUUGCUAAAUACUUUCUUUGCGCUUAUGACUUUGUUUUUACUGUUAGCUACCCUAUGUGCAUGGAAAGGCAGGAUAUAAAUGUUCAUAAUUAAGAGAAAUGAAAUCAAUCAGAUGAUGCGUGCAUUUACUUAUAAACAUCUUUUAAUAGAAAUCAAACUUGCAAACAAGACAUAGGGCAUCAUCUCACAGUUGUACAAGGGAUCUCCUCUUCCUUUCCACCCCAGGAAGAGAUUUCUCAGACUCUUUCAUAAUAUAUUUUAAGGUCA
Sceloporus undulatus (fence lizard) is the source of this 5066-nucleotide messenger RNA. It is a transcript of the gene COL25A1, whose product is annotated as collagen type XXV alpha 1 chain. The coding region runs from base 404 to 2557 and encodes 717 amino acids. NCBI's taxonomy places the organism in Eukaryota, Metazoa, Chordata, Lepidosauria, Squamata, Phrynosomatidae. The transcript has 41 exons. The record is from RefSeq and is a predicted model, not a curated record.